This is a messenger RNA of Eimeria tenella, 816 nucleotides long. Its product is annotated as SAG family member. The record is from RefSeq and is a predicted model, not a curated record. The transcript has 5 exons. Lineage: Eukaryota; Apicomplexa; Conoidasida; Eucoccidiorida; Eimeriidae. Bases 1 to 816 code for a protein of 271 amino acids.
AUGACUCACAUAGGGUUGUUGGCAUGUUUUGGUGGCCUUCUCGCCAGUGCCACCGCACCGCACAUCACAUUGGCGCUUUCCCUUCGCUCUGGCACAGCGGCAUCUCAGCAAAGCAGCCUCCGCACAAAUCUAUUUGCGUCCGGCCAAGAUCUGCAGGGGACGACGACGGCGCCCACAGGUGCUGACAAAACUGAAGAAUGCCUGGACAUCAUAAACAAAUUAAGGGACGAAAAUCUCAAGGAUCUUUUGGGAACCCUCACCAAGGCAAAGGAAAAUGACGUGACUGCAAGCCUGAAGGAGAUCGGAAUCGAGGACCCAGCAGAACCUACUACGGCGAAGAUUGCAGAGAAGCUCGCGGGUAAUGAUGUCCAAAGCUGUGAAUCGGGGAAGAGCGCGAAUGCGAAGACGUAUCCCGGACUCGUAAUUCCAUUCGCGCACGACAGGGAUUUCGACUGCAAGGCUUUAAUCCAGGCGACUUACACAGCCGGACUUGACCACCUAAAACAAUUGAACUUCGAGCCCUCAACUGGAACAUAUAAUGCUGAAAAAGCUCCAUUUGAUAACAUAGACGCCAGCAAUGUGGCAUUUCUCCUAUCAGCUAAGAGCAAAACGGUCUCAUGUGCCGCCACAGAAAACUGCGAAGGUGGCCACGACGUUUUAUUCUGCUACUUCAUGGAGCCACUUCAAAAAGGACAAAAGCCUUUCACAACUGAGCUCUACAAUGCCCUCUGGGGAUUGGAAACAGGCACAGCGUCCAUCUCAGUUCCCAACGCCUUCACCGCUCUCUCGGUCCUCGCUUUGAUGAUUCGGACUUGA